Molecule: messenger RNA, 2201 nt
Organism: Solea solea (common sole)
Lineage: Eukaryota; Metazoa; Chordata; Actinopteri; Pleuronectiformes; Soleidae
Gene: glceb
Product: glucuronic acid epimerase b
Exons: 6
Coding region: 303-2090 (595 amino acids)
Biological process (GO): heparan sulfate proteoglycan biosynthetic process
Cellular component (GO): Golgi apparatus
Molecular function (GO): heparosan-N-sulfate-glucuronate 5-epimerase activity
Source: RefSeq, a predicted model, not a curated record
UCAGAAACUGCAGUCAGUCGCUGUUGUGGCAGGGAAGCAGUACAUUCAGUCCAUGAUCUCGCUGGUAGAUCCAUGGUUCAGCUUGAGCUAGAAGCAGGACUAUUUAGAACUAACCGACGAAGCCGAGAUAAUUACCACUGUCGUCACGGAAAAGCGUCCUGCUCUUCAGGACACAUUUAAUCCUCCAGGUGCUGAGGAAAGAAGAAAGAACCCUUUGUGUCAAGAUUCAAGGCUGAUACAUCAAGAGUAUGUCCAUCUAAUUGUCCCUUUCAUUGUGAAUGGAUCAGAGGUGACUCAUAACCAUGCGCUGUCUGGCCGCUCGGGUGAACUACAAGACCCUCAUAAUUAUCUGCACCCUCUUCACACUCAUUACUGUGUUGCUGUGGAACCGAUGCUCCAGUGACACGUCCGUACGCUUCCUGCCCCGUGCUGCCUUGGUUGCUCCGAGUCCCAGGGUGGGAGAUUCGAGCAUCAGCAGCCAGCAACACCCUCCACAACCCCCAGAGCCUCCGCCUGUUGUUGGUGGCGCUGGUGGACUAAAAUAUGAAGAGAUUGACUGCCUGAUCAACGACGAAUCGACCAUCAAAGGGCGCCGUGAGGGCGGAGAGAUCUACCUGCCCUUCAGUUGGAUGGAAAAAUACUUUGAGGUGUACGGGAAAGUUGCACAGUACGACGGCUAUGAUCGUUUUGAGUUCCAGCACAGCUAUUCGAAGGUUUACGCGCAGCGUGAGCCCUACCACCCUGAUGGAGUCUUCAUGUCUUUUGAGGGAUACAAUGUGGAGGUCCGAGACCGUGUCAAGUGUAUAAGUGGAGUGGAAGGUGUUCCCCUGUCCACUCAGUGGGGUCCUCAAGGCUACUUCUAUGCCAUCCAGAUUUCCCAAUACGGUUUGAGCCAUUACAGCAAAAACCUGACAGAGCGUGCCCCCCACGUGGAGAUCUACGACACAGCCGAGGAGAGGGACAGCCGGGCCAGCACAGCACCCUGGAGUGUACCGAAAGGUUGCAGUCUCACCCGUGUUCAUGACAAGACCCGAGCUACCUCCGUGCGUCAGUUCAGUGCUUCAGAGUCCUCAGAAGGCGUCUCCCUCCAGCUGGGUAACUCCAAAGACUUCAUCCUCAGCUUGGACAUCAAGUUCACCUCCAAUGGCAGCGUGUCGGUGAUUCUUGAAACCACGGAGAAGGGCCCGCCCUUCACCAUUCACUAUGUGACCAACACACAGCUCAUUGCCUUCAAAGAUCACGAAAUCACCUAUGGAAUCGGACCGCGAGCUACCUGGAGCACUCUGACCCGAGAUCUGCUCACCGACCUCAGGAAGGGCGUCGGGCUCUCCAACACCAAGGCUGUGAAGGCCACUAAGAUCAUGCCCAGGCGGGUGGUGCGCUUGGUUCUACAUGGCCGCGGCUUCGUCGACAAUGUCACCGUCUCCACCACAGCCCACAUGGCCGCGUUCUUUGCCGCCAGCGACUGGCUGGUUCGCAACCAGGACGAAAGAGGCGGCUGGCCCAUCAUGGUCACUCGCAAGCUGGGUGAAGGCUUCCGGUCCCUGGAACCCGGGUGGUACUCGGCCAUGGCUCAGGGCCAGGCCAUGUCCACACUAGUGAGAGCCUACCUCCUCACCAAGGAUCAGGUUUAUCUCAACGCUGCCCUGAAGGCAGUCGGACCCUACAAGGUGCCUUCAGCACAGCACGGGGUCAAAGCUGUGUUCAUGAACAAAUACGACUGGUAUGAGGAGUACCCCACCACGCCCAGUUCCUUUGUUCUCAACGGCUUCAUCUACUCCCUGUUGGGCCUCUAUGACUUGACUGAGACAGCCGGAGAGAAACUUGGACGGGAGGCAGCGCAGCUGUUCAGCCGGGGCAUGGAGUCGCUGAAGGCCAUGCUGCCCCUCUUUGACACGGGGUCUGGGAGCAUCUAUGACCUGCGUCACUUCAUGUUGGGCACCGCUCCCAACCUGGCACGCUGGGACUAUCACACCACGCACAUUAAUCAGCUACAGCUGCUGGCCUCGAUAGACAAUUCUCCCAUCUUCAAAGACGUGGUCAAACGCUGGAAAAACUACUUAAAGGGGAUUCGUGCCAAGCACAACUAGGCAAAACUGUAAUCCACAUACGUAUAUGACACAGCUGAGGUGGUGAUUGAAAAGAGGAGGAAUGUGCUUUAUUUGUGAAAGCUGGAGGGAUAAUUAAAUGUGAGGAUGGUG